AGUGAACACGUGACUUCAAAAUCAAAGAUUUACUUGCCUUAACAAUGUAGAUAAAUCAUAUAUUUGUCUUUGUAUUUCUUUAAAUCCCCACAAUAACAAACAUUGUUUGGCAGAACCAAGAGCGUUCAACUUAAAUAGGUAAUACUUAAAUACAAUAUAAAAUGGAUUAAGUUUAAUAAUCUAAAGCCAUUUUUAGAUGUACAGGAGUAUAGUGAUUGAUAAGCUGAAAACACACAAAGUAUGUUGAAGCUAAAAGUUUUGUUCGCAGUUUCAACAAUAAUGACUAUAUUGCUUGUAUUUGGUUUCACCAUUAAUUCAAAACACUAUCAGGAUAUAACAGAGAGUGAUAUCAUGCCUAAGUUGCCAAACAAGGAUAAGUCAAGCCAUGUAAUGAACAAGGGUGGGGUUGAUCAGGAACAAACGAUAACUUCCUUAAAGGAAAAAGCUACGCCAUUACUAGCAUCACACGGUUCACGGAAACGUCGCAAGCAGUUGUUAUUCAGUCAUUUUCCAAAAGCAGGUGGAUCGGAAAUAAAGACCAUAUUAAGUAGAGUAGUUGGAGGGCAAAUAGAGAUCCAUGGAGGUAGAGAAUACCUUAGCAGAUACAGAGCCAAUAAAACUAAAUACUUUCUUCAAAAUGAAGGACAAACACUGACACCAGAUCUGAAAUAUUUUUUUUUCGUCAUAGCGCAUGUACGUUCCCCGUGUAAUUAUCUACUUUCAUCAUGGACAUAUGGCUCAGGUGGGAAAGGUGAUGUUUACAACAUGACAAAGGAUAAGAGUGUUUAUGGGAAGACACCUCCAUACAACAAUACGGAUGACCUAGACAGACUCACUCUGUGGUUACAAGACAAUAAAAAGAUAUAUUCAAAAAGACUUAUUUACAAGUAUUUCAAAACAACCAAUUGGGAAACAGACCUAACUUUGAAAAGUGCCGAUUGUUGGGUGCACACAGAAAUGUUGAUUUAUGACCCGAUGAAUUGCUUGAAACGAUAUGAAAAACAAGGGGGAUAUGUAAAAUGGGAAAACUUUCGGAAGAUAAAGACGAGGAGAGCGAAUCCUAGCAAUCAUUCACAGUGUAAGGACUACUUCGAUGAGAAAAGAAAGGCACUGGUGAUGAAUUCCAAUAAAGAUAUGGCAGAGAUUUUUGGAUAUGAGACCUGUUGUACAGAAAAUAAUGCAACGUUACCUGCUGGUUUUGAAGAGCUCUGGACCAAUCAUAAUUAGGCUAGAUUCAGAAGAUUAGCAUAUAUGUAAAACCAGUGUAUAGUGAGCACCUAUGGAACCACAAAAAGGUCUUUACUACAGAGUUAUUUUUUAGAGAGCUUAGUAUAGUAUCUGCUGAGAAGAUGUAUUCACUAGACACAGGCGCUCACUAGAGAGGUGUUCAGCAAGGCAGGUUGUACUGUAUAGUGGAAGGGAGGUUUGAACUUUUUAUAAGACACGUUUUAAAUUUUCCUCGGUCAUAUUCGGGCAACUUGCGUGACUUCGCCUCCAAACCCAAAUAGACAUUUCAAUUUUGAGUGGUAUUGAAUGCAAAUUUUCAAGUCUUGGAAGAUAUGGAGCAUCUGUAUGAUAAUUUCCAAAAUGUCAACACCUCAAUGAUUCAACUUGAGAAAAUGCAAUAUUUGCUAACAUUGUGCCUCAUGUAACAAAAUCUGAAGUAUGUCUUUAACAUGGUCAAUCGAUACAAUUGCUGCGCCAAUAUAACGACUGAUUCAAUUGGGAUAAAUUGAUUAAGUAUUAUUGGUUUGGAGAAUAGGUUCAGCCACUUGGAGUUAAUGUAGUCACCUUUCAACACUUGAACAAUAGCAGAGUUACUCUUAUGGUGCUAAUAUAAGCAUAUUGUUUUGAUCAUUCUGUGUCAUUGGAGGCGUUCUUGCAGAGAUAGAAUAAGCUAUGGAAGUAAUUAAACACUUUGAGCCUAGCCAAAAUGUUAUUUAUUGUACAUGUAAUAACUUUUAUUUUGUGAAAUAAAAUGAACUAUAAAAACAAAGCAAAUUCAAUAGAGUUGUUCUUAUUCUUAUGAUGCUAGACUUAUUGUCUUGAUAAUAUUGUUAUUUUGGUAAUUGGAUGCUUUCUCUCUUGUUCUUGUAUGGAGGAAGUAGUGGCUGUAGAACCAUCAUCAAAUUAUGCCUCAUCUUAAUCCAUCAAUGUAUUUCAUAUGAAUGGUUACACUUUUAUAAUGCAACCAUUUAAGGACAUUUCAAUGAUAUUGUUUCAUUGUUCGUCAUCACAAAUGUUGUCCCUCUU
Molecule: messenger RNA, 2253 nt
Organism: Owenia fusiformis
Lineage: Eukaryota; Metazoa; Annelida; Polychaeta; Sabellida; Oweniidae
Source: the annotation of a GenBank genome assembly